Molecule: messenger RNA, 2118 nt
Organism: Actinia tenebrosa (Australian red waratah sea anemone)
Lineage: Eukaryota; Metazoa; Cnidaria; Anthozoa; Actiniaria; Actiniidae
Product: ras-like protein rasG
Biological process (GO): signal transduction
Cellular component (GO): membrane
Molecular function (GO): GTP binding; GTPase activity
Source: RefSeq, a predicted model, not a curated record
CGAAUGCUUUGCCACACGGGCGCAUGUUGUUGUUGUAGAAAAGGUUGAGAAGUAAGCUUGACCUUGCUUCACGCCAAAAAUCAUUUCUCCUCAUUUUUCCCUUUUUUCCUCUCCAGAAAAUGCUCAGUGCUAGCACUAUAGACUAAUCUAGCUCCUGGUUUUUGCUUUUUGUAGGUCUCACUUCAGGAUAAUCAUUAUGUUUCGACUUUGCGUCGUGGGAAGUGGAGGAGUUGGGAAAAGUUCGGUCACGAUACGCUACUUGAAGAACGAGUUCACUGAGUAUUAUGACCCAACUUUAGAGGAAACUUACAGAGCAAAGAUUGACUAUGCUGGCAAAUUAUACAACAUUGAGAUAGUCGACACAGCUGGUCAAGAAGAGUUCAGCUCAUUCCGUGAUUCAUCGCUCGCAACAGGAGACGCUUUCUUAGUCUUGUUCGCAAUUAACUCUGCAUCAAGUUGGCAUGAACUGAAAGAACUGCGUACGAAAAUUAUCGACGAACAUGAGUCCAAGAAUAACUGUACUAUUCCCAUGGUUAUCGUGGCCAACAAAGUGGAUUUAGAAGAUGAAAGAGAAACGCAAAAAGAUGAAGUGAUGGAAUAUUGUAACUCUUUGGGUACACCCUUUAUAGAAACAUCUGCAAAGACUGGCCUAAAUAUCCAAGAAUGUUUCCAAUUAAUGAUGAGGCAAAUUCAACGAAUCCAACCUUCAUUAUUAGAAAGGACAGUGCCAAUCAAUUAUGCAGAGAACGACAAGAAGAAAGAUUGUUCAAUACUUUAAAUAAUUAUUGCACUAUACGAAGUGCGUAUGCAAAGAAAGACACUGCCCUAUAGUUAUUAUUGCAUUGCGUCAUCCAUGAUAUGGAAGAUUGAACUGUUAUUACUGUUGAAGGUCGUUAAUGUUGUUUUGCACAAAUGAGAAAACGAUUCCCUAAUGGAGCUGGCAAGAAUUUGAAUUAAGCAUAAUUUGAUAUAACAGGGACUAUAUAUAGACCUAUUUACCUCRGGCGUAAUGAUUCCUCGUUUCACACCAUGUCUCAUUCCCUUGUAUAUUAUUUCUUUAAUUAAUUUAAUGUAACAGUUGAGCAUUAGAAAAAACAUGAAUGUAGAUACAACUCAAACAAAGAAAUGAUUUUCAAGAGAUUGUCAAUAUUUGGUUUGAAAUGGGAAACCAUUUACACCUAAGGUAAAAGGGUCUGCAGUUAGCUUGUUAUAACAGCAUCAUUUUUGGRAAAAAACCCAAUUCAACCAUGAAUUAAAAAGUAGUUUUUCAAAUCCUCAGCAAGAGUGUUCAAUACAGUCUCUAGUUUCUACAACCAUAAAUAAUCAUGUGUAAAUGAAGGGCAAAAAUAGAGAAAAUUGUGCAGUUUGUUUAUAUAAAAAUGUAAUCAUACUAAUGUGAACUGGUGCUGGAAUGUUUUUACUAGUCAAGACACAAGGAAAGUGUUAACGUUCCAGAGUAUGGAAGAAAGUCUGCAAAGCAYUUUGGUAGUGAUAGUCAAAUAAUGCCCUUGUGCAAACUGCCUGUUAGGCAUGCCUUAAGAGUCACGUUUAUGUGAUCUUAAUCACCUAAGAGUGGAGCAUAAAUUAUGGCUUUCAUCGUAAUUGUAAUUAAUUAAUGACGGUCAAAAAUUUGAUCAAUAUGGGCCACUUACRUAUCUUUUAAAAUAUGUAAAAUUUUCAAAAUUCGUUGCGAAAAUAUGGCCUUGUGUUUUCUAUUUUUGUAAGUUAAGCUUGAAAUCUGAGUUUAUUUAAUUGCAGGGGGUGACAUAAAAUGGAGAAAAAUUUAGAAAAACUUUAUAGGUUUGGUAUUAAAUGARCGAUAGAGUGCAAACAGUUAAUCCGUGAAACACUAAUUACUAUUUUGUACAAAAUAAUGCUAAUUAAACAAUAGAAGACAAAGGAUAUUGUACAAAUUAGUGGAAUUUAGUAUUACUWAAGUUUCACGGUUUUACUGUUUGCACUCUUUAGGGAAUCAAGCUUAUACAAAAUAUUCAGACAGCUAUAGUUUUUUUGAAAGAUUACGUGAUUGUAGAAUGUUUGGAGGUCAAAGGUCAAGAUAGUUGGUUGGGCUAGUCUGUUGUUUUUGGAAAAGUAAUAAAGAUUCUUAAUAGUUUUGAA